Messenger RNA from Thermochaetoides thermophila DSM 1495, 1065 nucleotides. RefSeq lists its product as uncharacterized. Lineage: Eukaryota; Fungi; Ascomycota; Sordariomycetes; Sordariales; Chaetomiaceae. Gene Ontology annotation, molecular function: double-stranded DNA binding; ATP-dependent DNA damage sensor activity; single-stranded DNA binding. The record is from RefSeq and is a predicted model, not a curated record. The transcript has 2 exons. Gene Ontology annotation, cellular component: condensed nuclear chromosome. Gene Ontology annotation, biological process: reciprocal meiotic recombination; mitotic recombination; DNA recombinase assembly. Bases 1 to 1065 code for a protein of 354 amino acids.
AUGGCCAACUCCGAGAACGAGGAGUAUGAGGAGACGAAUAAUGUUGAAGAAAGCGGGACAGCCGUCCCUGGCGCUCCUACCCCGCUGAGCGCUCUUGAAGGAGUUGGCGGUAUCACAAAACGAGACAUCCAGCUCAUCACUCAAGGGGGGUAUUAUACUGUCGAAUCGGUCGCGUACACUCCCCAGAGAGUGCUUGAGCAGAUUCCUGGUAUCUCAUCAGCCAAGGCAGGUCGCAUUCUUGCAGAAGCCUCCAAGCUUGUCCCAAUGGGCUUCACCACGGCUACGGAAAUGCACCAACGCCGAAGCGAGCUCAUCUGUAUCACAACUGGCUCCAAGAAUCUCGACAACCUCCUUGCUGGUGGCAUCGAGACCGGCAGUGUGACCGAGAUCUUCGGCGAGUUCAGAACUGGCAAGUCCCAAAUCUGCCAUACACUCGCCGUAACAUGUCAGCUACCGUUCGAGAUGGGCGGUGGUGAGGGUAAAUGCUUGUACAUUGAUACAGAAGGUACCUUUCGCCCUGUCCGUCUCCUCGCCGUCGCAAAUCGGUACGGCCUCUCUGGCGAAGAGGUCCUCGACAAUGUGGCCUAUGCCCGAGCAUAUAACUGCGAUCAUCAGCUGCAGCUGCUCAACCAGGCGGCAGCCAUGAUGUGCGAGACACGAUUCAGCCUCGUGAUCGUUGACUCGGCUACAGCGUUGUACCGGACAGAUUUUGUCGGGCGUGGCGAGCUGAGUUCGCGGCAAACUCAUCUUGCCAAGUUCAUGCGUACUCUCCAGCGUCUUGCUGACGAAUUUGGUGUUGCGGUUGUUAUCACCAAUCAGGUCGUCUCUCAGGUUGAUGGUGGUCCGGCGUCCAUGUUCAAUCCAGACCCUAAAAAGCCCAUUGGUGGCAACAUCAUUGCACAUGCUAGCACAACACGGAUCAGCCUGAAAAAGGGCCGCGGCGAGACAAGAAUUGCCAAGAUCUAUGACAGUCCUUGCCUCCCGGAGAGCGAUUGUUUGUUUGCCAUCAAUGAGGAUGGCAUCGGGGACCCGAACCCGAAGGAUCUGGAGAAGUUCAAGGACUGA